CCUGACCACAUCGGUAUUUGCCUCAAUCUGGAUCUCGAUCGGAUCUUCGGCACGGGAAAUCCCAUCCUCGGCCUCGGAAGGGGUUUGCCGAAGCCUUAGAGGCGGUGCCGCCACGAGGGCCACCUCGGGCCGAACCCCCCACCUUUCACCAGCUCGCUAAUUGACGACGACGGGGACGAGAAAACACACCGAAAAAGCAUGUUCAGAACACUGCACCUGCGCACACUUCGCCAGUUUCUGACUCCGAGAAGAUUCAAGUAUCGUGAGGUACAUAGAGGCAGAGGCAGAGGCAUUGCAAAUAUGGUGGGACUGCUGAAGAAACCAGUUAAGAUUGCAUUGGUGCAGCUAGCAAGUGGAGAAGACAAACCCGCCAACCUCACGCACGCCCGCGCCAAAGUCCUCGAAGCCUCGGAAGCCGGCGCGCAAAUAGUCGUGCUUCCAGAAUGUUUCAACUCGCCCUACGGCACCUCCUUCUUCCCUACGUACGCCGAGACGCUCCUCCCAUCCCCGCCUACGAAAGAACAGAGUCCGAGUUUCCAUGCGCUGAGCGGGAUGGCUAAAGACGCGGGUGUGUACUUGAUCGGCGGCUCGAUCCCCGAGCGAGCGCCCACGAGCCAGGAGGACGGGGAGGACGGAGCGAAGUUGUACAACACGAGCUUGACGUUUGGCAGGAAAGGAGAGUUGCUAGCGACGCAUAGGAAGGUACAUCUUUUUGACAUCGAUAUACCCGGCGGGAUCACGUUUCGAGAGAGCGAGGUCCUGUCUCCGGGGAACAAGGUCACGAUUGUGGAGUUGGAGGAGUUCGGCAAGGUGGGGGUAGCGAUUUGCUAUGAUGUGCGCUUCCCGGAGUUGGCCAUGGUUGCGAGUAGGAAGGGAGCUUUUGCGCUGGUUUACCCCGGGGCAUUUAAUACCACGACGGGGCCGCUGCAUUGGCGAUUGCUAGGCCAGGGACGCGCGGUCGAUAAUCAGGUUUAUGUGGCGAUGUGUUCCCCUGCGAGAGAUGAGAGUGCGGGGUAUAAGGCCUGGGGACAUAGUUUGGUGGCGGACCCGAUGGGAAAGGUUAUGGGCGAGGCGGGGGAGGGGGAGGAGAUUAUAUAUGCGGAGUUGAGUGGAGAGGAGAUCGAGAAGACGAGGAAGGGAAUUCCGGUUUAUAGUCAGAGGAGAUUUGAGGUUUAUCCGGAUGUUAGUGGGGGGAAGGUGAAGUAUGAGGAAGAUCCGCUGGGUGGAGGACGGUGGGAGUAUCAGAUGAAAGUCGUGGCUCAAUGGGAGGUUGAUGGGCCAGUUGGAGUGACUUCGUCGCGACGACGAGGCUCAACAAUCGGCAGCACCGGGCUGGAUUAUUCAAGCUGCCAUCGCGUGGACGAAGACAUCAUCUCCCGCAUCCGCUCCCUCCUCCUAUCACGAAACGAGCAUCGCCCUCCAAGAACGCCAUGCCCAUCUGACGAACACAAUCACCGCUGCUCCGAGCUCGAAGAUACAGUUGGCGGAUUCGAUUUCAGCACGGCGCAAAGCGUUGCGAAGAUUGCACGUCAAGAGGCUGGUCGGCUGAGUACUCCAGAUAUCGGAAAAGUCUCUGCGACAAGUAUCGAAAUGGAACCUCGAAAGACGCCUCGAGCGAGUCUACCGAGCAUCAAAUUCUCAGCACCGCGUUUGCGCAGCUCCAGCUCUGCGAAUGAUCUAAAGGUUCACGUCGACAUUGAAGACACUACACAAUCUCACACGACUGUGAAGUCCGACCCGGAUUUUCCCAGCGAAAAGAAACCCCGGUUCAAACUACCUAAAUUAGUUUUACAAGACAAGAGGAGAGUGAUCAGAAAGGUCAAAUCGUGCAUGGACAUCGAUCCGCCGAUUCCUGAAGACGAUGCUAAGAUCCACGAGACCGAACUCCUCUGCUGCCCUCCCUGCGAUCCGAAUGAUGUCCCAAAGUCAAAAUACACCACAAACUACCCGCGAUGGCCUGGUGGAACGGUUCGAGCAGUGCCAGGCGACCUUGCCUGCUUUCUUGCAGGUUGUCCUCCGAGUCACCUCGAAUGCAGGAAGCACCACCGCCGUCAGAAUCCACAACACUCUAUACAUGAUCGUCGACUCGCAGAGGAUUUCAAGGGUGUUGCCGACGGCAUCGCACAAGACAUUGCCAGACUGGGUCAUUCUUUGAAGGAUGUCAAAGUGUGGUCCAAAGAUCACCCUGGUGCACAGCAAAUCCCGAAGCCAAAUGUUGAGGGUCAAGGUGGUCGUUUUGGCAGUGACGGAGGGAAGGGGGCACCAGCGAUAUCUGUGAAGCCUCCAACCAGUACUUCUGAAGAGGCCUCAGAGCCAGAGAUAUGUAGCAGCGUUACCUUGACCUCCGAUGCAUUUCCUCACGCCUCCCAAUCCAUGGAACUCGUUGCCAACGAGACUGCACCUCAUCGUUUCUCUACAACUGUCUCUACAAAUUUUAGCUUGCCAGGAUACAAGUCUAGACGUGGCUCUCAACUCAGCCCCCGCCCUUCCAAGCAGGAACCAAGACGCCCUCCCCCACCAAUCGAUACGAGCCCCAUACGUACAGUCACAUUUUCACCACCAGGUCGGACGUCCUCUAACAUAUCUCCUAAAAAUUCCAUGCCCACGAAGGAAUCCGAGAUACCGCUAGCAUCGAGGUCAAAGCCCGAGUCGAAACCGCCCUCGAUUCUCUCUGGUGGUUCAAGACGGUCAGCUUCAGCUCGACAUGCUUUGCUAAAACCCUCUGUAACGGAGGCUCAACCAGUUGAUACUGGUCUGCCCAUACCUCCGGUACUCUCACCAAUCUCUACUAUUCCAGAGCAAGCGUUUCCGGAGUUGCCUGAUUAUUACCAAACAUCGGAGGGUGUUUCAGUUACGGACUUUGGCAAAGGAAGAAAAGAAGCAGAUAUGGUUUUAAGUGUGCAUGCUGCAAACUCCCCGCCACCGAAAGAAACUGGGCUUGAGGUCUCCAAACCUUGGAAGGCCACACUUGGUGAUGUUCAAGCCACGACGGCUCCCCCGGUUGUCGGGCAUGUGGCCAGUGCCCGAAAUGCAGAGGAUCUUCUGCAGGGUGUCCGAAGUAGCGCAGAAGGAGCACGUGUGGAUGCACAACCUCUUCCCGUACGCCCUCAGUCUCCUCCACCCACCAUCGUCAAAGCCAAGGCAGCUGUUGAUCCUCCACAGACCAUCGCAAAAUCUUCUCAGUCUCCACCUCCGGACAAUAAUCGCGCGUUGGCAACGGAAGCACUCGCUGCGGUAUCUCAGAGCGAUUCAUUGAACGCGGCUUACUGGGGUUCCAUUCCGACAAUCAGGGAAACCGUCCAGGAUGUAGUCCAAGUUGCUGUGCGCAAUGCCGUCAAGACUACCGUGCCGCCAGGAAUUGAGAAGGACAAAGCUUCAGAUGCAUAUCGAAGAGUGGUUGCCAGGUCUUUGGCUGAGGCAGCGAAGAGUGCGGACGAUUAUUUGCGCCGUGCUUCUCUCUGGAAUGAACCACCUUCCUCAAUACGAGGAUCGGAGUCGACUGUGAUACGUGGGCCUGGGGAACAGGUGGAUGAUUUGUUAUCAAAUAUUGGAGAUCCUCCAGCCGAAACGAUGCGCCGGAUGAGCGUUACUCCAAAAGAGUAUGUUGAAACGUACGGCAAUGGGCUGCAGAAUCUUGCCUUAUCGGUCGACGAAAUGGAUACUGUGCCUCUUGUCACAGCUGACAAGCCGAAGACCCGGAAGAAACGCCCCAGACCUUUUAGAAAUGGAGUUCGGUUUGGAUACGAUGCAAUUCCUACACGUGAUUCAUCAAAGAAUCAUGUUCUUAGCACGAAGACAUCGACUACGAACAUGUCGUCAAACCUCUCCCGCAAACGAUCUUUCGAACGGCUGGUAACCAGAGUCCAACUUCGUUCCAUAUCCUCUGAGGUGUCAUUGAAGCAAGACAGAGCUGGAGAGAAACUUCUUCUCUCAUCGAAAGGACUUGAUCGACGCAACGAUCGUAGCUCUGCGAGUUCGGAACAGAUCAACGGUCGUCAAAAUACUGUCCACUGGCUCAAGGGACUUCUCUUGGGCAAUGAUGUUUAUGAGACUCGAUUUACUGCUUUGCCUCCACGGGCUCUACGAGGCCCCUCAAGGUCGCAGACUGCUCCAGUGAAACCCGCCGCUGAAUUAUACCUCGAAGCCAACCCCAAGUCCGAAGAAGCAGAUCGACGGCUUGUGAAAGGCAAACGUGAUGAAAGAGCCGACCCAUCGGAAAACUUUACGAGGACGAUAAACGAUCUGGAGAAUUUGAUGAACGAGGCUCUGAUCAUCGCACGACAAGCCACCGAUGCUCAAGAUGCUGAAUAUGCACCAGCAGUUCUUGGUAAUGCAGCCAAAGUCCUGAAAACCGGACGAGACCGCUACCAGGCGAAGCUGUCUGGUAUUCUUGACUCCGAGGAAGCUCCAAGCAUGCAUGAAAGUCUACGGAGUUAUUCCGAUUCAGACAUAUCUUACCACCCUGACGAUCCAGACCUCUAUGUGCAGCCGUUAAAGGAACCUGGCAAGGGUCUUACCUUAUCCCUCCAGACACCACCGAAGAAGUCAGCUGGUUGGCCUCCCACAGGUCGCGUAAAAACACCUUAUCCCCCUGGAUCUAUGCCACCUUAUAACAACUCAAAGUCUCCUCCUGACGAAGGCGCCGAUUAUCUUACUGCAGCUGAUCCCCGGUCCUGGCCCACCGAGACCGAGCUCGAAGAGCCGCGGAAGAUAGACAAACCAGUUGAACCUGGCACCACCCUGGGCGAGGAUGAAUUCUUGGAUGAGACCAUUCCCGAAUUUAGGAAUCCUGAACCUUUCAGUACCCCAAUAAGUCGGGAAGGAACGCAGCGGAAAAGCUCUGCGAGAUCACCAAAGCGACUGAGUCCGACCAGACAGACUCGCACUGAGCCUCAACCAGAUCUCAGUGGGUUUCAGGACAUCCCUCUACCAAAGAUCACACCUCGGAAUACCGCCCCAUCUCGUAGAUGUGUCCAGGAUGCGCAUUCGGAAGAAGAGUAUCAAGCUGUCAAGACUAAACUUGCCUCGAAAUCUGUACCCAACAAGCAAGAGGUACGUGAUUACAUAAAGGCAAAUCGGAAUGUGCCCAUCCAGCCUCGAACAAGCUCUCAGAAUUUGAGGCAGCAGGCUGAGAAAGCACAGGGCCGAAAUUUAUUGACUCUAAAAAAUGGCAAGACAGCCCAGACAGGCGGGACUUUUGAUUGGCAAGACAUUGACAUGGAAAAUAUGCCACUUGUCAAUGAGGACGAUGACGAGGAAUCUCCUCCAGAACAAGGGCAGCAACCUGCCGCGCCUGCACAGCCCGACUGCGGUCAAAGCUUUGAUGGUUCUCAAGUCACCGAAGAGGUUGAUUUCAAUGUCGGGUUUGGAGUUCGACAAAGAGGCGGCGGUGAGCCGAGCCGCAGUGGGCCAGGAGUGGAGCUGCAAGACGACCCCGAUCGCAACCUGCCUCAAACAAGCAAAUCAAGGAAACGUCAGGCCUUCAGUCUUCGGGGGAAGAAUCACGUCAGCUUGAAUGAACAUCAUCACAAAGGAUUCAGCCUUGCACGAUCGCACAAGAGGCAAUCCAUCGCUCGGGACUGGUCACCCGGACGGAAACGAUUUGUUGCUUCAGUUGCUUGUUUUAGUACUGCCCUGAUUGGCAUUCUUGUCGGAAUAUAUGCUGGAGAAACGCCGGCUAUUCAGUAUUAUAUCGUCGAUUUCCACCACUACACCGUCCUCGGCAAUGUGUUCUUCUUCAUUGGUCUUGCCGUUCCAACAUUAUUCUUCUGGCCUUUGCCUCUUCUUCAUGGACGGAAGCCGUAUAUCCUCGGCUCAAUGUCUCUUGCUAUGCCGCUCUUGUUUCCGCAAGCGCUUGCGGUCGGUUCGUUCAGAUCUCCUUAUGUGUCUAUUUAUCGAGUCGGACUCCUUCUUUCCCGUGCCGCCAUGGGCUUCUGUCUGGGCUUCGCAAACAUGAAUUUCAAAUCAAUGCUCACGGAUCUGUUCGGCGCUUCACUUCAGAGCACCAACCCUCACCAAGAACAUGUCGAUGAGUUCGAUGUUAGGCGCCAUGGUGGAGGAAUGGGUGUCUGGCUUGGCCUCUGGACUUGGUCUGCCCUCGGCUCAAUCGGUCUUGGUUUCUUGAUUGGUGCUGCCAUCGUGAACCACUUGCCUCCAGCCUACGGCUUCUACGUCAGUAUUAUCAUCAUUGCAUUCGUUAUGCUUCUCAAUGUCCUUUGUCCAGAGGUUAGACGGUCUGCUUUCAGAAGAUCCGUUGCUGAAGUCGUCAAUGGGCCGGAAGUGUCUCGCAGAUUGGCUCGAGGUGAGGUGAAGAUGCAUCUGGUUCAAAGUGGCCCCAAGUGGUGGGGUGAGGAAUUUCACUACGGUGUUAUGCUUUCCUUGAAGAUGCUUCGGCAGCCCGGUUUCAUGGUCAUGGCCGUGUAUGUCGCGUGGAUUUAUGGGCAGAUGGUGUUGAACAUUCUGCUACUCGGUGCUUUGAUGUCAAAGGACUACAAGUUCACAUCACCUCGAGUUGGAGCCAGCGUCAUGGCGAUCCCAAUUGGUGCGUUCUGCGCAAUUCCAUUCCAGAAAGCAUCUCUCUUCAGUCGAUCCCAUCAAUCUGGUCCUCCAAACGAUGACCAAACUUUUCAAAAGAAGGUUUCUUGGACCUCGCACAUGGUUCGACGUGCCAUAUUCAUCUUGGUUCUUCCCUUCGCUGGUCUGGGAUAUACCCUCUCGGCGAGCGGUCCCCCGGUGCCAUUCAUCAUUCCAAUAUUGUUUGCUGGACUGAUUGGCUUUCUCUCCAAUCUUGCUAUGGCCGAAUGCCAUGGUAUCAUCAUGGAAACAUUUGAUACCUCAGAUCUGCAGCCUGGAAUGACUGGUCGCCCACGUGGCUCUUCGGGCGACAAGACAGCAAGCAAACGUACGAAUUACUCAUCGUUUCCUCGUGUUUGUUCAGCGUUUGGUAUCACGCAAGGGCUCGGCUAUCUGAUCGCUUCUGCAGCUUCUGGUGCUGGUGGUGUCCUAUCAAGACAUCUGGGCCAACAAGCAGCUUGCGGUGUUAUGGCUGGUGUUCUGCUCAUCCUUUCGCUUAUGCUUCUUGCGGUUCUCGUCCGUUUCACAGAGGUCCAAAUCAUCCCCGACUCGAAGAAAGCGGAAAUGGACCGAUACCACAAUGCCCGCCGGGCCUCCCAGCUUCGCGCUCAAGAGGGCCUCGAGGAAGAUGAACCCUGGCGUCCUGUCAUCAUCGGCAAUCCACACCACCACACUCGCCGAAUGUGCCUUCUCGAACUCGGCAGCAUGUCCCGCUUCAGCGAGAUUCGCUUAAAGAACAAGCUCGUCGACGAGAAGAGUCUCGAAGCCAAACAUCCCAAUCGUGCGGCUCUUGGAGCUUUCGAGGAUAAGAUCAAAGAGAAGGAAGUAGAGAUUGUCCGUCAUGUCAAGGGGAGCUUGAGUCGCGCUAGCUCGAAGGGUUCUCGGAGGAGUAAUCUCGGUGCUGUUCCUGAGCAGGGUGAUCUCGGCGGCCAUCGGGGUUGGCCGAGGGAAGGGCAGCAAAGGGAGGAAUUUGAGCAAGAUUCAGGACGUGGGGUGAUGAAUAGUGCUAAGACUUUGACUUUCGCCCACGGUGGUGAGACUGGGGAGCAGAAUUGUCAAAUGGCGGGAGGCAGAAACGAUGGUGGCGGAUCGAUGAGGAAGAAGGAGCCUGGCAAAUGGGUUGCUGGUGUGCUACUUAUUGGUAUGGACUUUGUCUGGAAGUGGGCGGGGGCGAGGGGCGGGUUGCAGGAGACUAGGGAUGUUGGUGAAGGGUGGGAGGGGUGGUAUUGGAGGAGUAGUGUUUGGAGUUGA
This is a messenger RNA of Hyaloscypha bicolor E, 7824 nucleotides long. RefSeq lists its product as uncharacterized. The transcript has 7 exons. Gene Ontology annotation, molecular function: omega-amidase activity. The coding region runs from base 199 to 7824 and encodes 2541 amino acids. Lineage: Eukaryota; Fungi; Ascomycota; Leotiomycetes; Helotiales; Hyaloscyphaceae. Gene Ontology annotation, biological process: L-glutamine metabolic process; oxaloacetate metabolic process. The record is from RefSeq and is a predicted model, not a curated record. Gene Ontology annotation, cellular component: mitochondrion.